CACAAAAAAAAAGCAAAAAUGGCGGAAGGCGAUUCAUCAGGGAGUGUGGAAAACAUUCAGAAGUGGGAGAAGCUGGCAUCGGACGGGGAUGAAGCGAGUCAGGUUCGGUUAGGCGAGCACUAUCUAAAGCUUGCAGACUCAGGUUCUGAGGAAGAUCGACAAAAGUACGGGAAAGUAGCUGUCACUUGGCUUAUUGAGGCUUCCAAACAAGGAAAUGAGAAAGCAGAUGAACUCUUGAACAAAUGUCUCCAAACUAAAACAGGUGUGGAUGAUUCCAACAGAGAGGUAAUUGACUGGUGCCUCGAGACCUCAGAUGUUGAGAAAAAGAUUCGUCGAGCUGCCAAAAAUAUGUUCCGAGCCAUAAACGGCACUCAGAGGGAAGUUCUGUCUCGUGCUGAUUACAUAGAAUCUGUGAAAAAGCUUGCAGGGGGUGAUAAACUGGAGGAGAAACUGCUCCUGGCAGCAGGGAAGAAAAUUGGUGAUACGAUCAGUGAAACAGAAUUUGUCAAAGUCCUGUCAAAGAAGAUUCAAGGGCAGAUAACUCUAUCUCCUGAUGAAAUGGGUGAAGGCUCAGUUGAGUACAAGCAUGCUGGUCUGUAUGAAAAGGUAACCAGAUAUCCAAAAGAGACAGCAGUUGCCCUGUAUGAGACUGGGUUAGAGUAUGUCUCCAAAGAAGGCCUGGACUUUGUGAUGAAGAUGAUUCCCACCAAUCAGAUUUACCUCCUCUCAGUCUUCUUCCUCUACAGCUUCAUCAGUGCUGCCCUCAUCUUCCAGGUUGUCCCCCUUGUCAUAUUCUACCUCACCCUGGGAGUCAUGGGGGUCACAACACUACAGAUGUUCUACAAGAAGAGGAAACUGAAGGAAGCAAGCAAGCUUGCUGAUGUGCUUAAGACAUACGACGUUGGAGUUGACGUAGAGCAGACAAAGUCUCAGUUCACAUGGAACUCUUUGACACCGUAUCUAGUCUUUUUUGGUGCUCUACCUUUAAUGGUGGUCAGUUUUUCACUUGCAAACAAGAGUUACGUCCCUUGUUCUGAAAUCUGUGUUCUUUGCGGAGCCCUCUCAGCCGUGUGCUUUGUUGCCCUUAGUGAUCAUUAUGAUUUACUGACAUUGUUGUCUCUUUUUUGCAAUCUCCUGUCUGCCUUACCAACUUUCUUUCAUCAUUUUCCACAAAUACCAGUUUUCACAACACUACUUCAUAUUUUUACAGAUGCAAUAUUUACUAUAGAUUGUGGAUCAGGGUUUAAGAUCCAUUUUGGAAUCCCAUCCAUUGCUUUUCUGUUGAUCCCUCUUAUCUUUGUAGUAAUGGCAGCACAGAAGUCCUGGAAAGGUGUGUACAGAGUUCUUGUUCCACACCUUGUCUGUUAUUUCUGGUUCAACCUCAUGUUAAGUUUCUUUCCAUUUUCUUCUUGGAAAGGCUUGAUAAGAGCCACACUGGGCUAUUUCCUCUUGCCAUUUCUGAUCCCCCUUGCUUUGUUGCUAAUUGCUGGAGGCAUCAUCUAUAUGUUUUACAGUCUCCUCCAUACACAGAUAUUUGGAAAGCUUCUGAUCACUUUGAUCUUUGCUGCAGUACCUUUGUUGAUGACCCAGACAAAAGUCUUUGUUGGAAAGAAGUUAGAAAGCAAAAUGAAACCUGUGAAGAUUGCCAUAAUGGUUGUAUUUGGUGUUUUGGCAAUCCUCCCGCUAAUUUUUAUCCGAUUACCUACAACAAAAAGCCCAAAACCAUUUAAUAUGUCUUUUUCAGAAUAUAUGGAUUUUUGUGGAGACAAUGAGCUUGAUAAAAGCUUUAAAUGUCUACACCUUCAAGGACAAAAAGUUACAUGGAAUGGGGAAUUUGCACGUGCUGAAAUUAAGAGUGUAACAAAUAACAUUGAGCCGCUCCUGAGUGCAUUUCCUGUUUUUAUUGCAAACGAAAUUCGUUGUUUAUAUGGACAAAGGUUUGGAGAUUGUGACGAUGUGAAUAAAACAGAAUCAGAGCACAAACUGUGUAGAACCAUGGAUGAUCUAGGUCACGAAUGUCAUCUGAGGAAUCUGGACACGUACACAUUUGAAGUUUACAUUACAAUGCCAGAUUAUGUAACAGCAGAACUAGAUGCAGGUCACAGUUUCAGAGAGACAUUGUCAGCUUUGCAAACUAACGACAAAGUAGAGUUUACUGGUACACUGAUAAAAGAUCUUGGCACAAGGAACCCAAAACUGGCACUGAGACACAUUACAUGUACCAGCAGGCCGCUAGACCUGAUGAUGGAUCUGGAAGAGGAGAGCGUAGAGGAGAUGGUAAAAAGGGAACUCAAUAAUGCCAUCACUGUGACCUUUAAUUUCUUCUGGUAUCCUCUAGUGGAGUAUGCACCUUAAAUUAGUCUCUGUGAAAUCAGAACUCAAUAACGCCAUCACUGUGACAUUUAACUUCUUCUGGUAUCCACUUGUGGAGUAUGCACCGUAAAUUUGUCUCUGUGAAAUCAGAACUCGAUAACGCCAUCACUGUGACAUUUAACUUCUUCUGGUAUCCUCUUGUGGUUUAUGCACCUUGAAUUAGUCUCUGUGAAAUCAGAACUCAGUAACGCCAUCACUGUGACCUUUAACUUCUUUUGGUAUCCACUUGUGGAGUAUGCACCUUGAAUUAGUCUCUGUGAAAUCAGAACUCAAUAAUGCCAUCACUGUGACCUUUAACUUCUUCUGGUAUCCACUUGUGGAGUAUGCACCUUGAAUUAGUCUCUGUGAAAUCAGAACUCAAUAACGCCAUCACUGUGACCUUUAACUUCUUCUGGUAUCCUCUGUGAAAUCAGCUGAUUUCAGUAGCUCCAUUCAAUUCUUUGGGUACAUGUAUAUGCACCUUUGUGUGAAUCCGGAACUCAGUAACUCCAUCACUCACUUAUAACUUCUUUUGGUGUAUUAGUCUGUGUGAAACAAGGGCAUGUAUGUUUUUUUUUUUAGUUAAUAAAUUACUGUUGAAUUCUCAAAUGUAUGUAAAUUGAAAACAUCAUCAACAGAUGCAAAAUACACAUUUAUAAAAGAUGAAAUCAUUGAAAUUUAGCAAGAACAACCACUGGUCACAAUGAACACUUGGAUAUGCAUAAGAAAAAAGUUGAUGCGGUUUUUUUUAUUCGCAGUAAAUGUGUACUUGUGUAUAUUUAUUUGGAUGUAGGCUUAAUUUGGGAAAUUGACAGAGUAUUAUUCAGCACUUGUAUAAUAGUCUAUUUGUUACAAGGUGUAAUGCUAUACUUCAUAGAAUUUUAUUUACAAAUAUUCUUAAAUACUCUUAGAACACAAUAUUGUUAGCUUUUGAAAUGUUAUACAUUUAUAUCAAAUACACAUUUAUUUAUAUUUUAUCAAACAUUAAUAUUUAUAUUAAUAUUAUGUUUUCCUUGAAUACUUUGUUUUUUUAUAUGAUUUUUAUUUAUCAUUUAAUAUUGAUUUUUGCCUCACUUUAUCCCGUUUUUAUUUUUUUUUUUUACAUUUCAUAAAUGUAAAGCAUUUGAAGGAAUGUUAAUUGUUUGAAAUGUAAGUAUAUAAAACAAAUUAGACGUAAGAAAAUAAUAUAAUGUAAACGCAAUGCGCCUGAGACCACGGUCAUUCAUUUUUUGAAGCAUUAUCUUUAGCUGUUGUUGAGAACCUAUAUACUCCUAAACAGAAACAUGUAUAUUAAGCCGAUUAGUAUUGUAUACAGGGUUAUUUUCGCCCCGUGUAUUUUUUUGUCUUUUCACACCUGAAUCAAGUUUGUGCCAUUUUAAUUAUGUCCAGAUUAUGUUAAAGGGAUAAUGCUGUCGUGUUUGCAUUCGCCCUAUUUUAAAUUCGUCCACUUGCAUAGAAGGAAAAAGUGUCGAAAAUAUCCUGUAUACAAUACUUUUAAAACUUUUUGCCCCUAGAGAUGGAGGAUCGCAGGGUAUUUUUUGUUCUGUCUGUACCGUCCUAGAAUACAUAUGGACAAAUACUUUGAAAAUUGAUUGAAUUACACUAAUUUAAAAAUUGCAGAUUUUAUUGCAAACUUUAUAGUCUUCAUUAGCAGAAAUUGAUCGGUCUUGUUGUUGUGUAACGGUUACUAAAAAUGUUACCUGAUUUUGGAAAUGAGUAUAAUUAACAGAUCAUUUUGACAAAAUUUGUGUAUGAUCGAGUUUCUCAUGAAUCCAAAUCAGUCUCGUAUGGAUUCACAAUAUAAAAGUUCCAAGCGUGCGAUGUUUAGAGUGUACCCCAGGGGGAGGGGGUGUUAAUAGUCUUAUUAAGGAAAGCUCUUGUUCUAUCAGCUUUUUCGAUUCCUCAUUGUAAUGAACCCAUUUAAGGUCAUUUGUCUUUCAGGAAUAAUGUUAAAUUUUGCAUUGUGCCAUAUUUGAAGUGUUAAUAUAUUUCCUGUACACGUUUUCUGUUAAAUAAUGUACAAAGAAGCUUUGUUAAUAUUUAUUUUACGUAUCUGUAUCUACUUGAAAUUCAUAAUCUGCUGGUUUGUGAGGCCCUCCCUAGUGAAUUUAGCUGUACAUGUACAUCUUGCCAGUAACUUUAAAUUUUUGAGGCUUUUUAUGAACUCUUACUAACCAAAAAGUUAUUGUAUUGCAUAUCACUCAUGACUGGUUAUUACACAUGUAUAUUUCCUAUCAUACAUGGCAUAGAAUGCAAUUAAUAAAAAUGAAAUACCUGAA
Messenger RNA from Saccostrea echinata, 4631 nucleotides. RefSeq names its product wolframin-like. NCBI's taxonomy places the organism in Eukaryota, Metazoa, Mollusca, Bivalvia, Ostreida, Ostreidae. Gene Ontology annotation, biological process: calcium ion homeostasis; endoplasmic reticulum unfolded protein response. Bases 19 to 2355 code for a protein of 778 amino acids. Gene Ontology annotation, cellular component: endoplasmic reticulum membrane. The record is from RefSeq and is a predicted model, not a curated record. Gene Ontology annotation, molecular function: protein binding. The transcript has 5 exons.